AUGGUCGACGUCAACGCUACCAGGGCAACUUCGAAGAAGAUCAAAGACUCCUCGUCGUCGAAAACCAGGAAUGAAGACAACUCAAUCGCAAACUCUCUUAUACCCGGUGGAUCUAACGUCGCUACCUCAGACGCAUCUACCCAAGCCAAUAAGGGCAGCAGCAACGUCCAAGCCUUAAACGGCAGCCUCACAAACCCCGGAGACGGGAGGGCAGGAGUUUUGAUCAGCGAUGGCGAGCAAGCGAACGAUAGAAUGCACUCCCCACUAGUAGACACGAGCGAACAUCGCAGAGACCGAGCCCCCGCGGCAUUGUUAAAUCCAUCCGCUAAGGCAACGACCAGUGCUAUCACUGAUAGCCAAGCCGUGGACGAGGAAGAGGAAGAUAGAUCGCCAGCCAUUGCAGCGCCAUCCAUCAUGACUGAGAGACAACAGAUGUGGGACAGAGCGGUUACUGCGCAGGAGUCGGGAGACAAAGACUUGGCAGAGAUGCUGUUCAAAGCGAUAGGUCGUAUCGGAACGAACGCUCCAAAACAAAUCUCAGACGCGGGCAUAUUUGCCAGACCUGUCAUGAUCGAUUCAGGAGAAAUAACCUAUCUAGGCGCCAAAGAAGUCACCGCGACGCAACCAGCUACCAGACCCCAUGUAGAAUCUCAAGAGCCAGAAAAAUUCUUCCUGACUGAAGGAGACCUGGUGUACGCUAUCGGGUCAGUAACCAACCACAAUAGCGUCGGUUUCGCCCCAUUCCUUGACGAGAAUAUACGGAAGCUGCGUUCACCGCUACCCUUGACGAUCUUCAACCGAAAAUGGCAGCAAAGAGCCAUGGCUCACCAUCUAGACCGACGCCAGAGAUCCGACGACUUGUCAGCUGACAAGGACAAAUCUGGCGGCUAUAAAGGUUUCUCUUUCGUCCAAGAAUGGACGCAAACCUACGCCCAGUGGAGCCGCAACCAUAGAGCCUUUGCAAAGACACUCCACGACGUGUACAAGAUAAUAAAAUUCUCAAAGUUAUUAGCAACACACAAGAAUAAUUGCGAUGAUAUAACAGAAGAAUUCGGCUUCAUGGUCGCCUUCCGGUACAAUAUGGAAGUCAGAAGCAACACGUUCUCUCAUAGAAUAACCAACGAAGAUGUUAAAAACGCAAUCCCGGAUAUUUCUCAACGGAAGGAGUCGGUAGUUGAGCAAUGUUAUAACACAUGCCGCAACUUUGGUGAACUGGAGUGGGAGGAGAAUUUGUAUGCCCCAGGCCUUUCGCACAGCAAUCACGACCCGUUAACCGGUUACCUGAAGCCUUUGAGAAACGGCAACGGGUAUCAAGCGUCACACCACAACAACGCGAUGAUUGCGAAUCCAAAUUUCCAAGGCCAGAGCUGGAUGAAUUCUCCUACCAAUGGCUACAUGAACAGUAACAUGAGCGGAAGCUAUAGCUACAAUCCCAGAGCUAAUCACCACACAAACGGUCAAGGAGGGAGCGGUAAUCAAGGCUUCCAAAACGGGGCGAAAAGGCCACGAGGUGGUUAUAAAGGCGGUAACUAUACAGAAGGCUACGGUAACAGAAACGACGGCGGCCAAGCGAGCGGGAAAAAGAACAACCACAACAAGCAUCCAUCGGAUAAUGUGCAAUCAAGCCGCCCAUUUGCAGAGUCAGAUGAUAACCCUAAUGCACGAAUAGAGUGGCCCCAAGGGGUCAAAUGUGAGAUGAAUAUAGAACUUUGGGAAGAGGCCUUGCAAAAAGCAGGCAUUCUAUCUAAAUAUGAAGAUGUUCUUCUAGGUUUCCGGGACGGUUUCGACCAAGGGAUUCCAACUCACAGGAUUCAAGGCAUGCCUUGUUUCACCCCUGACAACCAUUUAUCAGCAAGAUUGGCAGAAGAUAAGAUCAGGGAUUCAAUGAAGAAAGAGCUUGCCGCUGACAGGAUGUUCGGGCCCUUCACAAUUGAGGAAGUGAAAUCAAAGUUUCAAUUCUUUAGGACUAACCCGCUCGGGGCGGUAGUUAACGGCGACGGUUCCGUUAGGCCUAUCAACGAUCUGUCUUUUCCGCACGGGGAUCCAUUGAUACCAUCAGUAAAUUCGUUCGUGAACAAACACGAUUUCGAGACAACAUGGGAUGAUUUCAAUGAGGUUUCUUCUUUCUUUAAGCUCUCAGAAGGACCGCUCCUUUUGGCCUUGUUCGACUGGGAAAAAGCGUAUAGGCAGAUCCCAACUCAUCCGUCACAGUGGCCAUACCUGAUGGUUAAAGGAAUGGACGAGAACCUAUACCUAGACACUAGGAUUACCUUUGGCGGAGUCGCAGGUUGCGGGUCUUUCGGAAGACCAGCGGACGCAUGGAAAGAGAUAAUGUUCGCAGAAUUUGACCUGAUCAAAGUUUUCAGAUGGGUGGACGACAACCUUUUCGUCAAGAAAAUGGGCUCGAAGACGGAUAUGAUAGAUAUUGUAAACAGAUCAGUUGAACUUGGAGUACUGACGAACUUAAAGAAAUGUUCGACCUUCUCCGAGGAACAAAAAUUCAUUGGCUUCUUGUGGAACGGAGUGACAAAAACAGUACGCCUCCCAGAAGAAAAACUAGAACAAAGGAAGAAACAGAUCCUCGAAUUCCUAGACAAGACUAGAAAAUUCUCAUUUAACGAGCUCCGAUGCUAUUUGAGGAGCCUCUAUAGGUGGAUGUGCGACUGGUUUGACUUGGACGCAAAAAGGUUCUCACCUGAAGAUGUCUUACUAGAUCUUGGUCGAUGGAUACAUACGUUGAAUAACUUCAAACACAGUCGACUUAUUUCCUCAGCCGACCCGGUUGAUAUUGGUUGGGUAGGCGACGCAUCGACUAGUUUUGGCAUAGGAGUCUUAAUUGGGAAACACUGGAGUCAACUCCGGAUCAUUCAAGAUCGAUUCAAAGGACUACGGAAACGAAACAUUGCUUGGCUCGAAACCGUUGCAGUCCGAGUAGGGCUCAUCAUGUUGAAACAGAUGAACCGGUUGCGGAAAGGAUCAAAUGUUUUGGUUUGGACGGAUAAUACAACGACCGAAUCAGCGAUCCUCAAGAGGAAAUCGGGCAAUACUGAAGUAAACGACGAGUGGAAAGUCAUACAAGAUUUCCUAAUAAGUGAAGAGAUCGAGUUGACGGCAAGAAGGUACACGCUGGGUCUCUGA
Puccinia graminis f. sp. tritici CRL 75-36-700-3 is the source of this 3138-nucleotide messenger RNA. RefSeq lists its product as uncharacterized. The record is from RefSeq and is a predicted model, not a curated record. NCBI's taxonomy places the organism in Eukaryota, Fungi, Basidiomycota, Pucciniomycetes, Pucciniales, Pucciniaceae. Bases 1 to 3138 code for a protein of 1045 amino acids. The transcript is spliced from 6 exons.